Messenger RNA from Limanda limanda (common dab), 966 nucleotides. It is a transcript of the gene ier5l, whose product is annotated as immediate early response 5-like. The coding region runs from base 134 to 862 and encodes 242 amino acids. The record is from RefSeq and is a predicted model, not a curated record. The transcript has a single exon. Lineage: Eukaryota; Metazoa; Chordata; Actinopteri; Pleuronectiformes; Pleuronectidae.
GCUCCUCCUGCAGCACGACCCCCCCCCCACACGGACAGGUCCCUCCUCCGGACCAGAGCCGGGACCGGAGCAAGGACCGGAGCCGGGACCGGAGCAAGGACCAGAGCCGGAGCCGGGACCGGAGCCGGGCAGCAUGGACGCGCACAGCCUGAUCUCCAUGUCCCUGAAGAAGCUGCAGAGCUGCAGGACGCUGCAGAGGAGCCUGCUGCUGUCCUACGUGCUGCGGGACGCGCAACAGCUCUACGUGCAGGAGCUGCACCGCAUGCAGCAGGACCAGGAGCUGAGGACCCUGGUCCAGGAGAUCCAGGACCUGGACCCGCUGCACGAGGAGGACAUGAAGGUCUGCCAGGAGAUCCAGGACCCGGAGCCCCGGAGCCGCGGCCGGGCAGCGAGCUCCCUCCUCGGCUGCGCUCCUGACCCGGAGCCGGCGGAGUUCCGCAGCUGCUGCAUGGAGGCUUCUCCAGACCCCUUCCCAGAGGAACACAUCCGGCACUGCAACAAGACCACGGUGCUGGACCUGGACACGCAUGUGGUGACCACCGUGGAGAACGGGCUCCUGCACCAGGACUGCUGCUGCUGCAGGGCCCGGAAGAGGAAGCUGGAGUCCGGCUGCUGCGCCUCGGACCCGCGGAAACGAGCCAAGCGGGAGGACUGCUGCUUCUCAGGCGAGGACUUCAGGGACACGUCCAACAUCUCCAACAUCUCCAACAUCUCCAACAUCUCCAACAUCUCCAACCUCAUCUCCAUCUUCGGCUCGGGCUUCUCCGGGCUGCUCAGCCGCCAGGCGGAGCUGGAGCAGGUCUGUGGGGGUCAGGCCCUGGCCGGACUGGGAGCCUGGACCCGGGCCAUAGAGGCGUGCUAGACCCGGGUCAUAGAGGCGUGCUAGACCCGGGUCAUAGAGGCGUGCUAGACCCGACUCUGAAGACUGACCAGAGACAGAGUGAGGGAGACAGACAGACAGACAGA